Messenger RNA from Sebastes umbrosus (honeycomb rockfish), 3542 nucleotides. RefSeq names its product brain abundant, membrane attached signal protein 1 (gene basp1). Lineage: Eukaryota; Metazoa; Chordata; Actinopteri; Perciformes; Sebastidae. The transcript has 2 exons. The record is from RefSeq and is a predicted model, not a curated record. Bases 218 to 874 code for a protein of 218 amino acids.
CCUUAAACGUAGAAGGUGGUGCAGAUUUGUUGAGGCCACGUAGUGACAUUUACCAGGUGACAUGGAAGCAGGAUCUGCUGAUGGAGCUGACCGCUUAAAACCACUUCAGAGACAAAGAGAGGACGAGACGGACAGAUAAGAAGGUUCAGAUUCUCAAAAAAGGCUGCGAGGAAUCCACAAAUACUGACGAAGGCUGAAGAGAGGCCAGAGAUCCAAAAUGGGAGGCAAGCUCAGCAAAAAGAAGAAGGGAUACAACGUAAAUGAUGACAAGGCCAAAGACAAGGACGCCAAAGCAGAGGGGGCCUCUGCCGAGGAGAGCGAAGCACCGAAAGACAACAAAGACGAGGCCCCGGCUGCCACCGACACUAAGGAAGUAGCGAACGACACGGCGGCCAAGGAGGCGCCGGCAGCAGACGCUGCAGCGCCUAAGGAGGAGGAGAAGAACGCCACUCCCGCCGCGAAGGAGCCCGAGAAACCCGCCGCCAACGCCGAGCCGAAAACGGAGGCGCCCAAGAGCGCAGAGCCCGCCAAGGCUGAGGAGAAACCAGCCGCGCCCGCUCCGGUCAAAGAAUCGGCCCCCGCCGCCAAGGAGCCCGAGGCUAAGGCCGCGGCACCCGCCCCGGCAGCUGAGAAAAAAGAUGAGGCCGACGCCAAAAAGACUGAGGCCCCCGCGGCACCAGCAGCCAAAGCCGAGGCGGGCCCCGCCACCUCCCCUGACCCCAAGCCCACAGAGGCGGCGGCGGCGGCGGCUCCCGCACCGGCAAAGGAGGCCGCCGCAGCCCCUAGUUCAACACCAGCCGCCGAGCCUCCCGCCAAGGAGGCGAACGCCACAGAGGCACCAAGCAAGGAUCAAACCGUAGCAGUUCAAGAUUAAUGGACAGCUUCUUUUCGGAAAUGAAAAAAAUAAAGUACCUAACUCAACGACGAUGAAGAUAAAAAAAAAAUGAAAUUAACUAGCCCACCCAUAUUAUGAUAAUAACAAUAAUAAUAAUAAUUGUAAUGAAAAUUGAUUGAGGAGGACUGGAGCAACCACCUGGAGAAGUUUCCCACCGCUGCAGAUGAUUAUUGCUAUUAUUAUUGUUAUGUUUUAUUCUAUUUUUUUCUGCUGUAGUAUUUGAACUUUGAUACGAGUCUGUGUCGGCCAUUCCAUAAUCCAUCGUUCCCUCUCCUUCAUACGUCAAGAACCUGACUCCCAUCUCAGUCGUCCAAACACUCACCUGCGGCUCUGCUCUGUGGAUUUCAGAACAUCACAAUUUGGGGGAAAUGGGACUGAGGGAAGGAGGGGGUUUGAGAAAUCACUUUACCAGCUGGACUUCCAUUGAAUCUGUCCACUCUUCAGCUCUCCCCCCUUCCACUCAUCCUCCUCUUCAGAGUAUCAUGCUCUCGGCUUUGGCCCGGUACCUCCACUUUUUCUUUUGCUGUGGAAUUGUGGCUGUGUCCUUAUUUAACCCGUCUCCCCCGUCCUCCCCCUCGGCUUUUUGGUAUUGUUGGGUUGUGUUGCUAACCCAUUUUUCCUCUCAAGGUUACACGCCACUUUCUCUGUACGGCAAAAAAAACAAUACGCACCUUUAAAGGGUAGCUUAAAUCUCCUGUGAGGACUGAGAAUGCUCAGGCUUUCUAAAACAUUUCGGAGGUUGUAAAAAGGCCGGCUUUGCAGAGCAAAACACAUUCUUAGACGUAUAAAACAGUCGUAGGAAUUUUUCAGAUAAACUUCUAGAUUUUGUACUGAAACCCUUAGGUAUAUUGUAAGUGAACUAAGUGGGUUUUUUAACAUUUGUAAUACGCUUAUAAAAAUCUGCAAAGCCUCGCUGAACAGAUCCACCGCAGUGUUUUUUAGAAAGUCUGAUAGAAAUCUCUGAUCCUCCAUCCAGAUCUGAUGACUGAAAUUUUAAUUUUUGGUUUUUAAAAGACAUAUCUACUGCUGACCUGUGUGAGAUUAGUCCUACAGUUAGUCUGAUUUUGCUUAGAAGACCAAGUCGGUGACGUUUAGUCCGGAGAGCUCUUUUCUGUGAUUGUCUUCAGUUUCUGGACUGUGUCGCUGGACAAAUCCUUCACUUACUUAAGUAAAAGUAGACAUACUUUAAUAAGUAAAAGGCCUACAUUCUACUUAAAUCGAGGAUUAGCAGCAAAAUAUACUUAAGAAGCGAAAGUAUAUUGAUAUAAUGGACAGCGAUGGGAACUGUUAACAUGUGCUUACCACGUGUUAUUGCCUUUGUAAAGAAAAUCACAAAUCAAAAUACCAAUUUCUGGGAUUUUGGAGUUAAAUUUGGGAUUGAAAUAAAAAACUAGCAUUUGUAUUAAAGACUCUUCAACCAGUAGAUUCAUUUAAAAUUGGCAUAUACAAUGAAACUCUCAUAUGAAUAUAGCAGGAACAUGAGUAAAGCAGUCUGUCCUGUGGAGCAAACCUCAACAGUUUGGUGUCUAAGCAGGUGAAAACACCCCCAGACGAGACCACGUUCAGGUCUGUGAGUCUCCGUAGCUCCGUGUGACUCUCUGUCAUUAACAGUCUGAUCCCGUAGAGGACAGGUGGACAACCUACUCCAUCUAUUGUGGUCCACGUUCCCAUGGCAACCGUACGCCACGUUAUCAUUAUGGGAAGGAAAAAGCCGUGCACAUGAAACGGGAGCUUCUGAUUUUGUCAUUUUCACCCCCUCCAUGCAUUUUUCUUUUACUUUUCAGAAAUAUAUAUGGACGUAUGCGUAUACAAAUAUGCAGCGGCGGACGAACAAGGUACUUUACAUCUUUUACUCAAGUAAAAAGUAAUAUUAAAAUACUCCAUAGCAACCGCCUGUAUUGUCAUAUAACAAAUGUAUCCAAGGUGUAGUGAAGAAGAAGGUUGACUAUUGUCGUGGUUUAGGAUCAGCAGAAAGGAAGGAAGGAGGCUUUUAUAUGACAGAAAGAAAAAUGAAAUAAGUAAACAAGAAAGGGAAGAUUGAAGAACACGAAACAUCAGUGAUAUUUCAUAAUCGUAUCUCGUGAUUAAUGGAAAAUCUAUCAGAUCAAAUAUUACAAAAUUUACCAGCCCUCUAAGAUCGUACUGAACUUCUUUGCUUGAGUAAAAUGUGCUUUCCUUAUUUCCACCUUUGCAUACAUGUAUGUAUAUAAGUAUAUAUUUAUUCAUCUCAGCCAUCCAUUUGCCAACUUUUCAGUUUCAUCCGACUGGCACACGACGUUUUCCUCCCAGCACUUGUCAAACCGUAGCAGAAACAAACACUCGAGGAGCGUUUGUGUGUCACUUGGUUCAGUUUUUUCUUCCUCUCUUGACUCAGUAAAAUUGCAUGUCCGUGGUUGGGUGAACCUGUAGUCCUGUCUUUUUGGUCAAGUGGAAAAAAUAAAUAAAUAAUAAUUUCUCAGUCUGCAUUCAUGGCAACUACAGUUGAUAUUCUCAUUCCCAUGUCUCACCACUGCUAUUUUCCACAACACACACGCUCAUUCAAAAACAAAAACAAAAAGAUGAUAUGGAAAUUGAUGCAUUCAAAAUUAUAUGUACUUGUAUAAAUGGUGCAACAGUAAUAAAAUGUAAGAAAUUGACUGAAACUCGA